Messenger RNA from Oncorhynchus gorbuscha (pink salmon), 3348 nucleotides. RefSeq names its product cilia- and flagella-associated protein 47-like. The record is from RefSeq and is a predicted model, not a curated record. The transcript has 19 exons. The coding region runs from base 244 to 3348 and encodes 1034 amino acids. NCBI's taxonomy places the organism in Eukaryota, Metazoa, Chordata, Actinopteri, Salmoniformes, Salmonidae.
ACCGGAUAUAGAUCCGGCUGAAUGUUGUCCGUAGAAAACAAGUAUCUAUGACAAUGUUCCUACAUCUUGUUGCCAUGGUAACCAUGAAUGCUACACUGUAUCGGUAUGUGGUUAGCUUUAUACAUUGAAACAUUACUAGUGCAGAAAAGGAAGCCUAUUUCAUUGAUAACUUAGGACCAAAACCUGAACUGGGAUAAACCGUCGAAUUUUGCUAUUAGUCUCUCAACUUUUAGCUAUAACAAUAUGACAACGAAUUAUGUUAGAAUUAAUCCCCCGGUUGUUGAGUUUACCGACGUAAAAGCAGGGAAGGUUUACAAGACCACUGUCACGGUGACCAACACUGGAAUUACCUCGAAAAGAAUGAGACUGCUUGAACCCACAUCAAAGCUGUUCAAAUUCAGGGUGACAAACACAGAAGCCCCCAUUGCUGCUGGAUUGUCCCUGAGUGGCACUCUAGAGUUCAGGCCUGAGAAAGAUGAGGAUGUCUGUGACCGUCUGCUCCUUGUCCUGGAAGACAAAGCCAUAGAGAUCCCCCUCUUAGCGUUCUCCCCGGCGUGUUCUCUCACCAUGGAAUCUCUCGCUGAUUUCGGCUCUGUGAUGGCAAACAGUCAGGUGAUCAGCAAAGAGGUGGAAUUGACCAAUCAGGGAUCUGCUCCAGGAUCUUUUCAGGUGCUGUAUGAUGGAGACCAGUCCAUCAGGCUCUCUCCCAGCAGUGGCAUCCUGCAGUCUGGCGCAACCCAGUGGCUGAAGGUGGAACUGUGCACUGACAGACCCACGAGGGUCAGAGAGGAGGCCCAGGUGAAGCUGCAGAACAGUAAGGACGUGGUCCUGAAGAUCAGGGCUGAUGUUUUGGAGCAGAGCCUGGAGCUCCAGGACCUAGAGGGGGACAGGUUGUCCUGCCUCCGCUUCGGACCCGUCUUCUUUGGGACGUCCCGGGUGGAAAAGGUGGUUCUGGUGAACAAUGGACCACAGGCCUGCGACUGGAUGGUGGGCUUUGACCUCCAGAGGAGUACAGACGCAGCGCUGCUAGAGAGGAGUGUUCGUAACAGGGCCACCGCUGUGGAUCCCUCCACUGUGAUCUCUUGUGUGCCCAACGAGGGACGACUGAGACCCUACGACAGAACCACUCUGUGGGUCUGCUUCCGUCCUGUCAGCAGAAGAAGGAGCAGGGAGGAGCAGAAGACCAGUGGGGCCUCAGCAGCAGCCAGUAAACAAGACUUCUCCCUCUUCCUCAAGUUCCACACGGUGGGAAGUAAAGAUGGCUUCAACCAGCAGCAGCAGCAGCACUCCACUGUACCUCCACACAAUGGUUACUGUGUGGAGCUGGCGGUGACUGGCUCAGCCCUCCCUGUCUCCCUGGUGCCCAGCCCCGGCCACAGCUUCAGCUUCCAGCAGUGUCUGAUGGGAGAGCGUGUGGACGUCCUGUGUGUGCUCCACAACCUCUCCCCUCAUCUCCCUGUCACCUUCAAGUUCCGAAAGAUGGCCAACUUCAUCACUGACCCUCCUAGUGGAACCAUCUCCCCAGGGCAGAGCCAGGACGUGGUGCUGUCCUUCGCCCCCCACCAGAUGGGGACGUUCAAAGUGAAACAGGUGCUGGAGGUGCUGGGUCAGGUGGUACACCUGGAGCCCUCCUCCAUCAAGCUCCGCCUCCGCAGCUUCCACACCAUCACCCUGCACCUGUCAGCCGUUUGCCGGGCGGAGGCCGCAUACGAGACACCCAAACUCAACCCCGGAAUCACCCCGGCUGUGACCAAUGAGACAGGCCAGUGUGCCCGGGUGCCCUCCAGUGAGCUGGGCAGGUGUGUGGGAUUGGUGCGGGCAGCUGUCCACAGCACGGCCAAGACCCGGCUCCACAGCCACGGUCAGAGCCAGAGCCACCGUAGGAACCAGAGUCUAGACGGUCGCCGGCGAGAGCUACUGGCCUUCCCCAACGACAGGGCCUGCAGCAUCCGCCCUGCCUCUCCAGACACCACCUACAGGACCAUCUUCACGCGGGUGGAGCGUUACCGCUAUGAGGACCCUGACUUUUCCUUCACGGAGGAGGAGGAGCAGCAGAGACAGAGACACAGAGAUCACUACCUAGCCUUCAUCAGGAGCCUGCGAAAGACACGCUUGCAGAAAACCACUGCGAGGCUGCUUGGUGAGGUGGAGGACAACAUAGACAUUGGGCUCCGGCCUGCUGCAGGACUCCUCACCCCCCAGCUCUCUCUGAGGGACCUGGAGUCCAAUCACAGCCAGGAGGGGCAUAGCGUCGACCAGGGACAUAGCCAGCUAUUGACCACCUGUAUGCUGGCUGCCAUGGAGACCAGGUCCAGAUUCAGACAGGUGACAGAGGGCAUCAAUGCACUACCCUCCACCAACCAGGAGGUGGCAGACUGCAGUCGCACCCUGACAGUUCAGCAGCUCCACCAAGUAGUCAUAGGCCCGUCCUUAAUAGAUUUUGGUGAGGUGUGUGUGGCCUCAGUGUGUGUGAGGAACCUGGACCUGGUGAACAACCUGCAGGUGUAUGUGUGGGUGCAGCUGGAGUUAGACUGCUGUCCUGAGCUGCAGCGCUCCAGCCCCCUGUCCCACGUCCUGCCUCCCCUCUCCAGAGCCACCCUGCCCCUCGUCUUAGAGAGCACCAAGCUGGGAAAGUUCCACAAGUCAAUCUCCUACACGGUGAAUAGUCAUCACCGAAGCCAUGUCCUGGUUCAGUCCCAGCUGGUCCCUGUGGUCCUCCAGCUGUCCCAGAGCCAGGUGGUCCUGUCCCCUUCCCCCAGCUACCUGGCCCAGUCGGGCUACAGGGGUACUGUGACCCUGGUCAACCCCAGGAACCACCCGGCUGACUUCACCUGGAGGCCCAUCAUCACAGAGACGGGCCUGGCCUUCUCCAUACGCCCAGCCACAGGUACUGUGGAGGCGUACAGGGAGUUAGACUGUGAGGUGAUGUGGCAUCCCUCUUUCUCCUCUCCUCUGGAGGGACAGUUUGACCUGUGUGUUCACCAGGGAAACACCGCACAGCUACGAUGUCUGGCCAAGCUUGGUUCAUCCAGUGUGCAGCUGUCUGAGAAACAUCUGGUGUUUGGAUCAGUACCUCUCAUCUUCCCCUCCGUCAGGACCGCAACGCUACACAACACAGGACACAACCAUGCCUACUUCCAGGUGUUGGACGUGUACCCCCUGCCUGGCAUGGUGGUGACCCCCACCGAGGGUGUGGUACCUGUGGGGGGGCAGGCAGAGGUCCAGGUGCACCUCAACCCCGGAGCUGUCAUGAAGUUUGACACCAGAGUGGAGAUAGCUCUAAGGAACAUGAAAUCUCUGGAGCUGAGACAUAUUAUCGAGCCCCCCUGGUGGACAUCAAUGUGGUGA